AUGUUUUUUGCAUUUUCAGACAAAGCUGAAUGCAAGAGUACAAUUCACUGGUUGUGUGAUUAUGUAUCAUACCAAGCCAAUAAGAAAGCCACACAUCACUCACGUGACUUACACUCUAUGAUAGUUGCUGCAUUCAGCUGCCUGCAAACAUGGAUAACGUCACACCCAUGGUUAUUGGAUAGUCAGGUCUGUAUAAUCCUUUUACUCGCAAGGCUAGUGCUCCAAAAGGAAAACACAAGAGAAAUUCCAAUUUAAUUUGGUAAAAUUGUGCUAAAUAAAUGGUUCCAUGUCAAAGCACUUUUGAACGGGUUCGGAUAGAAGGUUACAUGUAGAAUCACCAUGUAAAACAUGAUGAACAGCACCACUGAAAAGUAGUGUACAUUUGCUUUCAUUUCAAUGGUCACGUUAUGAAAAUUUCAUUCUCAGAAGCAAGCGUUAGAACCGUCGUUUACAGUGCAGUAAACAGCACCACAGAAAAGAACGCUCAGUAGAUUUCUUUGAUCGCCCUUAAAGAUUUUAUCCACAGAAUCAAAAUAGUGAAUAGGGGCACAGUACAAAGUACUACUCAGUACCUUUCUUUUGAAUAGCUGCACUUCGUUGUUUCGUAAGUUCUGAAUUAACCCAUAAGAAAGCGUAUAGAGAAGUAAAAACGCUUGGUGAUAUCAAUUUAAUGCGUUGGAAAAAAAUUACAUACACAGCUAUGGAGGCUUAGGGUCAUAAAAUAGCAGCAUCUUAAAUGAUUUGUUUUUGAACUUUGCAGGGCUGUUUACAAGUUGUCAUGGAAGUGGUUGAGCUGGGAAUAUCAGGAAGCAAGUCCAGA
Porites lobata is the source of this 820-nucleotide messenger RNA. The record is from the annotation of a GenBank genome assembly. NCBI's taxonomy places the organism in Eukaryota, Metazoa, Cnidaria, Anthozoa, Scleractinia, Poritidae.